UGACUUUUGGGUUUGUGUUGGUAAAUGGUUGCAGCAAAGUGGCUCAUUAAUGAUGAGUUUUUUGUGUUGGCAUACAGAUCUGACUAACUGCUUGCUACUUUUCUGUGGUUCACAUAUGGGAGAGGUUGAGUUAAAUAAUGUCAGAUAUUAAUAUUGUAGUAUAAGUUUUAAUGGCCAUGAAUUGCUACCUAAUUGAUGUGGUAUAUAUUUUUUUUUUUUACGCACACGGUGAUACGUUUGCCUGUGAACUCUAUAUUUAACAACCUUGCAAUAUUACAAUAUUUGUGGAAGCAUUUCAAAUCCAAACUUUGCAUGUGACUAUAUCUGCUCACAACAUGCAACAAUGGAUUUUUGAUUAUCACUGAAAUGACCUUGCCCCCCCAUCCCAUCUCCAACCCAAGCCCUCCCACAAUGGUGGAACAGGAAGUGAGGUCACCGUCGCCGAACAUUAUCCUCCGCUGCGAUAAUGACUUUUUGAGCUCUCACAAAUCUGUGUGGGACUCCUCCUCUGAUGUGGAAGAGGAGGCAGAGGUGCAAAAAGUCCCAGAUGUUCGUAGAGACGACCUGGCAUCCAGACGAGCUCACCGUGGCCCCGUUUCUCCCAAGGUCCAUCAGUUUGUCCCUUCACCUGAAUGUAGCAACAAAGACAGAGAGCGCUGGGAAGGGAUUAGACGAGCCUCGCAGCAAACACUGCAGGAGAAGGAGAUCAGUCGGAAGGAAGCGGUUCCUGACAUCAUUACACGCAGAGACAACCCCUUCCUCAACUCUGCCUCUCGCCUCGAGGAAGAGGAGGAUGGAGAGGAAGAGGGAGAAGAGGGAAAGGUUAAGGCGACACCUAAUAAACAGAAGGAUGACCUGGCUCGCAGACGGGCUCAGAGUAAGCCCCUCCCUCAUAGGGAUGGACCAAUAAGCUUUGUUUCUGCCUCCAUGAGCCAGGCCGAUAUGCAGAAGUGGGAGAGACUCAAGAUGACUGAACCCAGUGAGGCUAGCCCGUCCCCUGUGUGUCAGGCUUGUCUGGAGAAAAAUUAUGGAAGUCCUUUCAGCAGAUCAGCAAAGGCUGGACGAGGUCACAGCAAAGUUGUGACCUUUGGGGGCGUGACUGAGAUCGAGCAGCCAGUAGACACAGUCACUUCAAGUGAAGGGGAGGAGACAGAGUUGCUAAGACGACUCCUUUCCAAGGCAACUGUAGCCAUGCCUACCAUUGGCCUGGGCUCCCUGCUUUCAGAGCGGGAACGCAGCCAGGUAAAUGGACCUGACGUCAAUCAAUCCAUCGCUCCCUCCGCUGACCUACCACCCUGCACCCCUGAAACCCCUCUAACUCCUGCAGAGCUGGAUGCUUGUCUGGCUCAGUAUGAACAAAGAGCAGAGGAGGAGGAGGAGGAGGAGGAAGUGGAGAGGAUCCCAGAUCUCCAGAAAGAUGACAUGAUGGCGAGGAGGACAGGUGUUUUCCAUAAACAAAGCACCUCUACAGUGACUUACAACAGUUUCCUGCCUCUGCCCAGCACUAAGCGCUACACACAAGAAGAGGUCACAACUGAUGCUGCUCCAAGGAACGAAAGGAAAGUGCAGGCAGACCGGAGCAAAAAACUGAACGUCAGGUGGGCUGAGAUUUGUGUGUCUAACAGUAUGAGAAGGCACUAACAAGCUUGGUGUGGUUUGCGUCCUCAAAGAGGUUCUCCAGCUUGAUGUUUAGUUAUUUCAAUUAUAGGAGUUUCUCUCAUAGAGUGGAGCAACAGCAAC
Etheostoma spectabile (orangethroat darter) is the source of this 1740-nucleotide messenger RNA. RefSeq lists its product as uncharacterized. The coding region runs from base 367 to 1641 and encodes 424 amino acids. Lineage: Eukaryota; Metazoa; Chordata; Actinopteri; Perciformes; Percidae. Gene Ontology annotation, cellular component: stress fiber. The record is from RefSeq and is a predicted model, not a curated record. Gene Ontology annotation, molecular function: myosin II head/neck binding. Gene Ontology annotation, biological process: positive regulation of stress fiber assembly; regulation of focal adhesion assembly. The transcript is spliced from 4 exons.